CCACGUCAAGCUGAUAUAAGGCUAACGGAACACUCUCUGGCCUGAUAUAAGGCUAACGGAACACUCUCUGACUUAUUCGCCCUGACAUUCGCCAUGAACACGAUUGUCAUCUUCGCUCUCGCCUGCGUCAUUGCCAGUACCAGUGCUCUGGUUGGUGAAACCUGUACCAGAGAUGACCAGUGUGACGCAGGAGAAUGUUGUCAGAUCCUCAGUCUCUUCAUGAUCGCCAGCAGACGUCAACUUGAGGCCAUCAACAUGCUACAGAGCCCAACCAGUGGCACUUGCCAGAAGUACCAGCUGGAGGGCGACAGCUGCAGCACAUUCGAGAAGAUGAACGGCUACUGCAGCUGUGAGCCGGGCACUGAAUGUCACAUGACCGAGGUCCCCCUCCCCACAGACACCCCCACCUCCAAGAUGAUCAUCAUGCUACCUCCAAGACCCGGGUACCAGUGGGUCUCCAAGUGUGAGAAACCCGCAGCUUAAGUCUUAAGCUUGAGCUUAAACCCUCACCUAAACUCUGACCACAGGGAAAUUAAAACUUACAUGAAUAAUUUUUGGGUCCUUUGUGUAUCGAAUGUCAAAUGUAAAGAUAAAAACAACAAACUAAC
This is a messenger RNA of Physella acuta, 608 nucleotides long. RefSeq lists its product as uncharacterized. The record is from RefSeq and is a predicted model, not a curated record. Lineage: Eukaryota; Metazoa; Mollusca; Gastropoda; Physidae.